Molecule: messenger RNA, 3019 nt
Organism: Seriola dumerili (greater amberjack)
Lineage: Eukaryota; Metazoa; Chordata; Actinopteri; Carangiformes; Carangidae
Gene: cunh16orf46
Exons: 3
Coding region: 178-1251 (357 amino acids)
Source: RefSeq, a predicted model, not a curated record
CUCUACACGUCUGUUAGGGAAAACUCUGUCGACCAGAGAGAAAACUACUCCUCACGACGGAUAGCAAUACUUCUUUAUGAGUGGUGAAUUCUGACAAGAGAAUAGUGAUACAAACACAUUCAAAAUGCAACAGGGAUUGAGCCUGCCUCAGUAUGAUCUACAAAAGCUAACUAAAUAAUGGCGACCUUUAAAGAAGUGGCUCGCACAGCUGUCGGUGGAUCAGACGAGGAGCUUCCAACACAAGAGGACGCAGUUGGGGAAGAGCCUUACAGGACACCAGAGAGGAGACAUGUUGAUGUCCUUCUAGAUAUUAGUGAGGAGGACUCCCUGAAAGAACUGGAGCCACAUGAGUAUCACUGUUACUCUGGUUUGGAAGAAGCUGUCCGAGGUUGGGCCAGAGUUGCUCCACUGAGCUGCAUACUUUUGACUCAGAAGAGAUACAGGAAACCAAAGCACAAGGAGGCUGACAACCCAACCACCAUAUCUGUUGACCCAACACUCCUUAAUGCAGACAGCUCAGCCAGCUGUGAGUCGCAUGCAGGCUCUCAUAACAACUUAAAGAAAUCCAUGCCAUUAAAUCAGCAGGUGGGAUCUUGGAGUAACACUCCUGUGGCAGCCCUGCAGCCAGAUGCCUCAGAAUGGCCUGUCCUCAGUGCCAUGCAGAAAACUACGUCACACCUCUUACUCGAAGAAAAGAUGGAGGCGGAAGGGAUGCUCAGAGGGACUCCUGUGCAGCCUCAGCAUCUGUCUUUAAAAUACUCUGUGUCAGAGAAUAAGCCCACUAAGCCUCAGAGAGUCAGCCACAGCCACAAGUCCAAUAAUACAGUUGUUCCCAUUAAAAACUUCACAUUUUUACCACCAAUCAAGUCACCACACCUGAAUCCCAAGGUCGGUGGCCAACUCUGCAGUGGGAGGAAGGCUUCAGAGGGAGAAACCUUAGAGGAAAACUGUUUCAUGUUUGAUAAUAAGAGUGAGACAAGAGGAACAAGAGUGGACCCUGCUGUUAAUACAGAGCUUCCCAAUUACUCCGCAGCUCUGACCUCCAAGUACCGGACAUGUCAACAUAACCCCCACUUGUUCUCUGCUGUAAGUGUUUCUGUCUCCAAGAGGUAUCAGGUACCUGUUUCUUCGAGACCUGACACAGUGCACCACAGGAGAUACUCAAUGGGCAAGAGCCUCACACAGGCCCUCCACACCAGCACUGCAGCAGGUGCACAAGCCCAUAUGCACCCCAGCUGCCUGUUUUCUUAAUACUGUAUGCUGUCACUCUGUGUGAGGCCUGUGAAAUUAGUAUUCAGUAUUUUACAGCUUUAAACUCUCAGGUUCAACAAAGUAAAAUCUGUUUUACCAAUGCAUCAUAUGGUAUUUCCAUUACAAUAGUCAGCUGGAAGAAUUAAAUCAAUGUAUGAAACGUGUUCAUAAAAGUAACUCAUUGCAGAGGUAAUUCAUUUAGUGUUAAGAGUUCAGUCAGUCCUCUUUGGCACAUGUCAGACCAUACUUACAAUAACAAUAAUUGUCAAUGUUGAAAUGUUACGCUCCAUAUGUCAUUUGGGCCUUUAUUUUGUUCUGACUAGUUCCCACAAGUGUUUUUUCAGCUGUUCUAGUUACCUAGCAACGGUGCAACUACCUCAUAAGAAGCCUGGCUAUGUGCCUGCCAGGCACAUGUUCUGCUUUUUAAACUACAACCUACACUAAAGCUCUGUCAGAACUUUAGUAUCGCAUUGUAGUUUCUGUCUAUGCAUGAUAUAAGCUGUGGCCAAACUACUGCAUCUGCUCAGUGCACCUUCAGUUUUAUAUCGGAAGGUAUAAGUGUUUCCUGGUGGCUAUGGAUGGGGUCUGGGUUGUACAGUGUACAAGGGUUAUCAGUGCAAUAUUAUGCCGAGAUCCCUGAAUAUACUGCAUGGCAUGUUGGUCUCCUAAGACCAGCCACAUCCUGCAAUACUUUUUAAACUUGGAUGAUUGUUACUUAUUACACUACCUCUUUAGGGUUUAGCUGCCUUGUAAAAUAAAAGAAUAAUAUAGUGGAAUUGUUCUAUAAUCAAAAGAGCUGCAGUGUUAACCUAAUCAAAUCAAAUGUUUGUCUUACCUGAAUGUGCACAUAAAAUAAAAUGGUUACUUAGAACUGAUUUGUAAAGGGUUGUUAUAUUUGGCACAAACCUCAAUUCAGCGUGUCUGUAUGUGUCUAUAUAACAGCAUCAAAGUAAAAAGAUGAAAUACACAAUACUAUGAAGUUUUAUUUUGUUCUAUAAUAAGUAUGAGAAAGGGUCAACCUACUGAAAUCUAUCAUGGUGCUCCUUUAAGCUUGUAGUUUUGCACAGAAGAACAAAAUACAUUGCACACUGAAGAAGGAAUCAUCAAAAUCUGUGCAUUUUAUAUCCCCAUGCCAAACGUGGUUGAUGUGUGAAACCCAAAAGGACUCCAUGUUGCCCUCCAUCUCCUCCUACCGCUGUACCAAUGUACUGUUCAACCCAUCCUGAUCUACUGCUCCAACCAUUUCUUCAACAUGCUCUCUCUCGCAAACUGGGCCAAACUCACACACAUAACCCAGACUGCUGCCAGGAUAAUAGGUCUUCCCACAUCCAACCUCACAGAGCUUAAUUCUGGGGCCAUCACAUGUAUUGCAAAUACAAUAGCACAGGACAUCACACAGGCCCACUCAACCACUAUGUCACUGUACUGCCCUCUGGGCACAGAUACAUGUCCCUGGGGUGCAGAAGGCCUUGCUUUGACAAAAGCCUGGUACCUGCAGCAAUAGCUGCCCUAAACUGUUCCAUUCUGAAUGGGUUUGGUACUACAUGUCUUGUUCUCAUGUUGUUUUGCCUGUCGCUGUUGUGUUGUACUUCACAUAUUUCUUCCUGUCAUUAUUGUAUGAUGUUGUGUGUAAAGUGUAAUGCUGAUUUUCCCUGUGAUGUACAGUGCUGUGAAAAAGAAUUUCCUACCAGGGACAAUAGAGUCUAACUAACUAAAUAACCUUUUUUACAUUUUGUAGACACUGAUUGUGGCAACAUGUACCCCAGUU